CUCUAUUGUUUUAGGGCGUUUCCGCCGUUGGAAAUUACUAGAUAAUUUUUCUUGCGAUAUUUCUCGUGAUAUCACUAAUUUAAACCGUGUAAAGACGUUACGGUCCGUUUCCUUUCCGCCGAACAGUCUUAAAUCACUUCCGCUGCUGUUGCUGCGACAACAGACGUCAUCAUCAAUGGCGGACAAGGAGAAACGCCGGUCUGGGGCAACUCCUCCAGGGAUGCCCGAGGGCAAGGCCACCAAGUCGGACAGCGACAGGGAGUUUCUGUCGCAGGCUGGGGUGGGAGAGCUGAUCCGCGGGGCCAUCCUUAAGAUGGUCGAGGCCAGAUCAGAUGAUCCCAUCGGGUUCCUGGCCGACCACUUCUGCCACCUCGCCUCUGUGACGGACACCGGCACAGCUGGAUGCGGCGAUGGGGAUCAGUUCAACAACAGCUCCCCGAGCGCAGCCGCGCAGGAGCAACAGCAUCUCAACCGGGCGCUGUGGCACCUGCGGCUGGCGCAUCACUCCCAGAGAUCUGCCUUCAGCAACAAUGUACGUGUGGCCUACGACCUUUUGAACCUCACUGGGCCCCGUAGACGUCCAGGUGAGGUCCUUGAAGGCCCUGACGGCUCCUGCAGUGACAGCCCAACAGAAGGAGGAGGAGUGAGAGGAGGACUCUACACACAGACUCUGCAGUGCCUGUGCAGUGAGGGUGGAGUCCCUGCCUCCACCUCCGCCCCUCUCCUCCGACGCCUCCAUUGCCAAGACCAUGAGGCCGUCCCUUAUGAUGUUUUCCGUCACGGUGUGCUCACAUGUGCAGUUUUCUCAGACUACAUCCGGCAGGCUCAGAAGCUUUAUGCUGAAGUGUGCUGCCCAGAUGAAGGGCCUGCCUCUCGGGCACUGUGCCUGGCUGUGCUGGGGACACUGAAGGAAGCCCUGGAGACCUCCCAAGGUUGUGAUGCAAACUGCUGUGCUAAUGCUAACACUAAAGCUAACUCCUGUCUGGAGGCUAACGUGAAGGCCAUACGCUACCUGGAGGCCAGUGCCAAGAUCUCUCCAUACAAGCUGGCUCAGGCUAUAGCGGGAGCACAGACACGGGGCCCAGGUGGUAACAUGGACGCAAAGGAGUUUGAGAACGCAGCAGCACAGGUCUUCAUCUCUCGGGUUAAAGUUGUGUCCUAGGCCUCAUGUAUGUUUUCACAUAAUUUACAAUGUGCAGCAAUCUAGAGUAAAUCCUAAAUAACCUUCUUUGUACCUUGUCCAACCUCAACUGCUACUGAAUGCUGAAAUAACGAGAAAUAACAAAGAAGAGCACUUCUAUCAUUUGGAAGAUAAACACUAAUUCUAAAAAAUUUGAUGUGUGUUCUUAAAUUGAUUAAAGCAAAGGAGAUUGCUGUGAAGCAAGUAUCUACUAUGCUGUGUGAAAGAUGGUCAGUUCCUUUCAUAAAUAUAUCACUGAGGAUCUGUAUUUAUCCUGACAAUUUCCAUUAUUAUGAAUCUCUCAGAUCAGAAAACAACACUCUACUCAUCUAUAUCUAAUAUAAUCCACUACAACAACCCUGUAACAAAUCCUCCUUUCUUUAACUUUUAAAGAACUUUUAUGACAGGGAUUUUGUUUAAACUCUAGUUUAUGAUACUGUUGAAAUGUAUAGCAUUACAUUGAAGUGUUUCUAAUGUUUUGCUAACCACUUAUUAGAAGCAGUUAGCCUGUCGGACAGGAGCCAUUUUCAUAUGCUGUUCCAAAGCGCAGUAGCAGAAAAUAUUUUGGGGAAUAAAUGUGGAAUACAGGAAAGGAGUUGUGCACAUUGAUGUUCACUGCGUGUAUCUGCCACUAAAAAUAAUGCAAAAAAAGUGUCACACAUUUCCAAACAUUGACAGAGAAGUCUGUCAUUUAAUGACUACACACAGCGGUUGGAAAAAUAAAGAUGAGAGCAAUAAGAAAGAAUAAAAGAGCUUUUCAUUUUCUUCUCCGUAUAACUUGGACUCACUGACAACUGAGCGAACCCUCAGACAAAAGAUGGUGGGCUUGGUCAAGCUAAAAGAGCAGAACUACACGUUCUCAAGAAAAAAGUCAUCAAACAACCUGAAAAGAGCAAUGCAUUUCUAAUUUGCAGGUUGAAAGAUG
Messenger RNA from Scatophagus argus, 2105 nucleotides. It is a transcript of the gene tpgs1, whose product is annotated as tubulin polyglutamylase complex subunit 1. Gene Ontology annotation, molecular function: microtubule binding. The record is from RefSeq and is a predicted model, not a curated record. Lineage: Eukaryota; Metazoa; Chordata; Actinopteri; Scatophagidae. The transcript is spliced from 2 exons. The coding region runs from base 176 to 1162 and encodes 328 amino acids. Gene Ontology annotation, biological process: protein polyglutamylation.